AUGAGUUACAACAACGAACCCAAACGACGACCAGAUUUUACAGUCAAUCAACAGCAGCCAUUCAAUGCUGAACCACCUUGUGAUGCCUUAAUUCGGAAUUAUGUCACACCUAACGACUAUUUCUACGUACGAAAUCAUGCCCCAGUACCUUCUCUACCAGGAGAAUCUUACCGGUUAAUGAUUGGUGGCGACGUUCCACAGCCUAUUAGUCUUUCAUUAUCAGAAUUAAAAUCUCAAUUCCCAAAAGUUCAGGUCAUGGCAACUUUAAUGUGCGCUGGCAAUAGAAGAGAUGAACUCAAUAAAAUCAAAACUGUUAAGGGUGUAACAUGGGGACCGGCUGCAAUUAGCAAUGGCAUUUGGGGCGGUGUACCCCUACGUUUGGUCUUACAUGCGGCUGGAAUUAUCGAGUCCAAUUUUAGGCAAUAUCACGUCUGCUUUGAGGGAUUUGAUAUUUGCAAAGACAAUACUGGAUAUGGAUCUUCGAUACCGAUACCAAAGGCCAUGGAUCCGCAAGGAGAUGUGUUGCUCGCUUACGAGAUGAAUGGAGAAGAAUUACCAAGAGAUCAUGGCUAUCCUCUACGGGUAGUAGUUCCAGGAUAUAUCGGCGCAAGGAGUGUCAAAUGGUUAAAAUCUAUUGUCGUGCAAAAGGAAGAAUCUACAAAUUAUUUUCAACGCCGAGAUUACAAACUAUUUCUUCCACAAGUAAACUGGGAUAACGUUGAUCAAUGGUGGGAUAAGAGUCCUCCAAUUCAGGAGUUGUCUGUUCAGGCUGCUAUUCUAGAACCAAAGAAUGGAGCAGCUAUAGAUACCGGUAGCCCAUACGCUAUUAAGGGCUAUGCAUUAUCUAAUGGGCACAGGAUUGCCAGAGUGGACGUCUCUUUAGACAACGGCGUUACGUGGGAGCCUGCCACAACGAUAAAUGGUGAAAUAAAGGAUAAUACUAAUAGAUAUUGGAGUUGGUUUCUUUGGACAUACACCGUUAGAUCUAUGCCUUCCCCAUGCCGUAUCGUCUGUCGAGCGUGGGACUAUGCAUCAAAUAGCAUGCCUGGAGAUGCACCUUCAAUAUGGAAUUUGCGUGGAGUCAUGAAUAAUAGUUGGCAUCGAAUCGACGUUGUGAGUAAAAGCAAAAUUUAG
Molecule: messenger RNA, 1134 nt
Organism: Trichoplax adhaerens
Lineage: Eukaryota; Metazoa; Placozoa; Uniplacotomia; Trichoplacea; Trichoplacidae
Exons: 11
Coding region: 1-1134 (377 amino acids)
Cellular component (GO): mitochondrion
Molecular function (GO): molybdopterin cofactor binding; oxidoreductase activity; molybdenum ion binding
Source: RefSeq, a predicted model, not a curated record